GGCUCCGCCCACACGCGAUCUGGGCGCUAGAGUGUUGAGAUCUGAUCGGACAAGAUCUGUCAUCGCGAGGGUUUAGGAAGGCUUGUGGAGGCUGGAAAAUGGCUGGAAGACAUUUGCAUUGUGUUAUCUCUCUGUACCUCUGCUCGUGCGCUCUGCUACUGGCUCUAGCGACAGUGUCAGGUGACGGCAGUGGCUUAAUAUGUGCAGAGUGUCCCAACGGAACGUUCGCUGAUCACAGUGAGUUGUGCUGGCCAUAGCUCUACUUGAAGUUCAGCAAUGUUGGUAUCUGUAAGGCCGUGAUAACUUAAUUUGCGUGACACAAAGUUGCCAGCAACUCCAAAUGUGUAAUAUACAGUGUAAAAUUAAAAUAAUAUAGAAAGCAUUUAUAUUGUGUGCAACAUGUUUCAUCACAUUUGAAAUUGCAUCCAACUUUGUCUUCCACAACAAAGUUGGAUCGUAUAUCAUGGCCCUCAUUCACUACACUACUCAAAUGGAGUGUUGUUUUAGUUUUUUCAAAUUUUUUUACAAUGAGAUAUAUAGCAUACAUAGGGAGACAUACAGAAAAACCAAAGGAAAAAAAGGAACAAUAAACGGGGAAAAAAUAAGCAAAACAACAACAAACAAAACAAAGAGAUGUGUAGCUCUCUAAACUGACCUGCAGGUAAGAGCGAUUGUUCUAGUUGUGACCCGGGAUGGUGCACCACUGAGAGUGACUGCACUGACUGCUCUGCCGGUACAUACAGCCACAAUGGCAGCUCCAGCUGUACUGAAUGCAGCAGAGGAACAUUCUCAAAUGAGUCAAAGUCUGCUGGGUGCACUCGCUGUCCUAGAGGUUACUAUGCCGAUGAAGAGGGAAUGACGGAAUGUGAACCCUGUCCUCCGGGACAGUUUGCUGCAUUCGACGGCAGCUCAGUCUGCACAAACUGCUCCCGAGGAUCCUUCACAAACCAUUCAGCCACAGUCAACUGCACGCUGUGCUCCAAAGGCCACUAUACUGAUGGGCCAGGGAGCACCAAAUGUGGGGAGUGCCAAGAAGGAACUUACACAAACACUAAUGGCUCCAUCGUUUGCAAACCUUGCCCUCCCGGAUCCUUCUGCAAUGAGACUAAAUGCAGUCACUGUACAGGCUGUCAGGCUGGUUCUGCUCAGCCUAAACCUGGCAGCACAGACUGCGCCAUUUGUGCAGCCGGGACCUUCUCUGUCGUCAACGCCUCCAACUGCACCACCUGUCCUUCCGGAAGGAUCUGCAAUAUCUCGGAGUGUACAGAGUGCUACACAUGUCCGGCUGGGAUGGAGAGGUUUACUUCCUACAGCUGCCAGAACUGCCCUGCAGGUACCUACCGACCAGUAGACAGUAAUGAUCCUGAUUGUAAGGAGUGUAAGAAAGGCGACUAUCAGGAUGAGAGUGGGCAGACCUCGUGUGUCCAGUGCCCUGCCAACAACUACUGCCCAAACCCAUCCAGUGCCCCGAAGCCAUGUCCAGAGGACGCCAGAUGUAAUUCUGGCUCCACUUCUCCCAAGUUCUGUGGCAGUCUUCUUCACUGGAACGAAGACAAAACUAAUUGUGUACCUGAGACGCAGUUCUAUCUGCUAAUAGGAGGACUGAUUCUAUUUGGUGUGUUGGUGAUAGUUAUAGUCACUUGGUUUGUCUACUGGAACUUGUGUUCAAGGCGAAGAAGGAUUUCAGAAGAUAAAGUGCCACUGGUGUCCAAUCGUAGUAGAAAGUCUGGUAAAGAACCGGUCUAUACCGGUUUAUGAAACCUGUAUUUUGUGUUUUUGUGUGUGUGUGUGUCUGUUUGUGUGUCUUUUUUCCAUUCAUCAAUCUAGAUUCUGCAAUAUUAUUGUGUAAUGAGCUGCCUGUAAUCAUUAUAGUUUUUAACCUCACAUCUUAUGUGUAUCUCAACCAGUC
Messenger RNA from Geodia barretti, 1909 nucleotides. The record is from the annotation of a GenBank genome assembly. Lineage: Eukaryota; Metazoa; Porifera; Demospongiae; Tetractinellida; Geodiidae.